Venturia canescens is the source of this 1722-nucleotide messenger RNA. RefSeq names its product 3-ketodihydrosphingosine reductase (gene Kdsr). Gene Ontology annotation, biological process: sphingolipid biosynthetic process. Gene Ontology annotation, cellular component: endoplasmic reticulum membrane. Lineage: Eukaryota; Metazoa; Arthropoda; Insecta; Hymenoptera; Ichneumonidae. The record is from RefSeq and is a predicted model, not a curated record. The transcript has 6 exons. Bases 476 to 1480 code for a protein of 334 amino acids. Gene Ontology annotation, molecular function: 3-dehydrosphinganine reductase activity.
AUUUAAUGAACAUCGCAUUGCAAUAAAACGUCGGGGUUUCUCGAAUGUAUUUUCCUCUUAUCGGGCUUGAUCAUUUUUUUUUCGUAGAUUGAUGUACAAAAUUGGUGAAAAGAAAAAUCGUUGUGCGGCUCAGUAAUUCGAGUUCAAUAAAUUUAUUGUUCGGUUACGGAAAAGAUGGAGCCACUCGACGGGACAAUCGUCCAGUAAGCCGACUAUCGAGUGCCGGUUGCAUAGCAAGUCACAGUAUUAUAUAGCACGUUGGCAACAGGACUCUUAAGGAUUGCAUGACAGAGAAAAUUGUUCCUCGCCACCCGAGUCAUUUUUCCGUCCAAUUGUCAGUUCACGCAUAGUUUAUUAUAAUUUCAAGUGCAGCGGAAGGCAAAUGUGCGUGGUACUUGGGUGAUUCGUAGAUUUUUCUGACUGCGACAUCGUUUUGUUACUUUUUCCACCGGGUUUAGUUCGUACGGAUUGAAAAAUGGGAGUCUGGCUCGGAGUUUCUCUCAUAGGUUUUGUUUUACUGGUCUGUUUCCUGUUAGCUAAGAAUAUUCUAUGGCCUGGAAAACCGAAGAGAAACAUCCAAAAUAAACAUGUCGUGGUCACAGGAGGAUCGAGCGGGAUCGGAAAAGCAGCAGCGCUUAUCGCCGCGAGAAUGGGUGCUCACGUAACGAUAAUAGCACGCGAUAUAAAAAAGCUAAAAGUUGCCCGAAACGAAAUAGUGGAAGCUUGCCUUGAUAAAGACACACAAAAAGUUGAAUUCCUCUCUCUAGACGUUGGCGAGAGUUAUGAAAACGUUGAGAAAGCUUUUAACGAGAUGGAAAAAUCGAUGGGUCCCAUUUAUAUGUUGAUAAAUUGCGCUGGUACCGCCAUAUGUGGCAAAAUUGAAGACACGAGAUCGGAAGACCUUAAUCACAUGAUCAAUCUCAAUUUGAUUGGAACUUAUAAUUGUAUCAAAGCAGUGGUCCCCAAAAUGAAGAGUUCCAGAGACGGCAUAAUUGUCAUAACUUCUUCACUAGCAGCUUUUCUUGGAAUAUUCGGAUAUUCUGCCUACUGCUGCACUAAGUUUGCGUUGCGUGGUCUCGCAGAGAGCAUCGCUAUGGAGCUUCGUCCUUACAACGUUUCAGUGACCUUAAAUUUGCCCCCCGAUACAGACACUCCCGGUUUCGCUGUUGAAGAGUUGAGCAAACCUCUAGAAACUAAGCUCAUAUCUUCCAGCAACGAAUUGGUCAAACCGGAAGUCGUUGCCGAGGGUUUAAUCCAAGACGCUUUGUCGGAAAAAUUCUUCUCCACCGUUGGUUUCGACGGUUUCAUUCUGACUGUUCUCUGCUCCGGAAUGUCGCCAUUCGCGUCGAUCUUCGAUUUGAUACUCCAGUCGAUUCUAAUGGGCCCAUUGAGACUCGUGGGUGCCUGCUAUCUCAUUUCCUUCCGCAAAACAAUCGAGAACUGCAUGAAAACACGCGACAAGAACAAAAAAUCGAAAUGAGCGGUUCGUACGGCCCAUUACACAUGAUCGCUCAACGUUCCAAAGAAACUUACUAAUAUUACGGGCUAGAAUUCGCGUGGUAAAAGUGUAAAACAAACAAAAAAAUCACGUUCUUUAAUGUUCAAUGUUGGUGUGCUGUGAAAAAUGAUAUAAAAAUGUUGUAUGGAAAAUGCUUCGAGUAUUUUCCUUCUUCCUUGCACAAAGAGAAGUUUGUACGUAAUAAAAAAAAGUUCUACGAAUAA